Molecule: messenger RNA, 1912 nt
Organism: Cajanus cajan (pigeon pea)
Lineage: Eukaryota; Viridiplantae; Streptophyta; Magnoliopsida; Fabales; Fabaceae
Gene: SDG4
Product: SET domain group 4
Cellular component (GO): nucleus
Molecular function (GO): protein binding; histone methyltransferase activity
Source: RefSeq, a predicted model, not a curated record
GGCUGAUUGCGUAGACACUCCCUCAGCCAGUUUUGUCUUUGCACGCAAAAUUUCAAAAUUUGGGCGCAACGCAAGUGGCAAAACCGUAAAUACAAACCUUUGUCACAUGCAUGAAUGAUGUGCAUCCUUGGGCACUUUCACGGUUUCACACCGCACCCACGACCCGGCCCCUGAAAAUUACAAAAGCACAGUUUCCCGCCCAUUUCCUCUUGUUCUACAUUUUCUUCCCCCACCCACCCUAUGCGUCUCUUGCUCUUGGCAAGUUUCUUCUAAGGAUUCCCGCGAUGCCAGAUUUGGGAAACUUAUCUUUCUCUGCGACUCUCACUCUCUCUCACUGCUCCUCCGAUGUCGCCGACGCUCCCGUCAAAACCCUACCCGAUGCCUUCGGUUCCGACCCUCCCUUCGAGCCUCGCGUUUUGAAGCGCACCCGCGGCUCCCUCGAUCGAGUCACCGACACGCCCUUCCAGGAUCGCCUCAAACACCCCUUCCCUCUUCCAUUUCUCGUUGGCGCUCCCAAGAUGAGUGAAUGUUGCUUUUGCCGCCAUUUUAUCGACCCUGGGGAGGAGCUCUUGUGUUCUGUCCGCGGAUGCGACGCGCCCUACCAUUUGGAUUGUGCAAAAGAAGCUGUUGGGCCUUCCAGUCUGAAGAAAUUCAAGUGUCCACAGCAUGUAUGCUUCAUUUGCAAGAAAAAUAAGAACUUGAGGUGUGUGUGUUGUAAUAUUGCAUUCCACAGUAAAUGUUCACCAUGGCCAGAUGCAGUGUUGCAUCUAAAAGAUCAUCCUGGGAAAGCUGUUUGUUGGAGGCAUCCUUCUGAUUGGCGUCUGGAUAGAAAGCAUGAUGCUUCAACAAGUGAUAUUUCGGAGGUAUUUUGUCGCUUGCCUCUUCCAUUCAUCAGUGAGGAGUUUAAGAUUGACUUCAAUUGGAAAGAUAUGGACAGUAAGAUGGAGCAACCACCACCAUAUGUACACAUAAGGCGCAAUAUAUACUUAGUAAAGAAGAAACGUAGUGACGUGGAUGAUGGUGCAGGGUGCACAAGUUGCAGUUCUACAUGUUCUGAUGAUUGUGUGUGCAGGGUUCAAUGCAUAAGCUGCUCAAAGGCUUGUCACUGUUCAGAAAAUUGCAAUAAUCGGCCAUUUCGCAAGGAGAGAAAGAUCAAGAUUGUUAAGACUGAACUUUGUGGAUGGGGAGUGGAGGCCGCUGAAACAAUCGGUAAAGGUGGAUUUAUAAUUGAGUAUAUUGGAGAAGUCAUUGACGAUGCCUUAUGUGAAAAAAGGCUUUGGGACAUGAAAUACAGAGGGGUACAGAAUUUUUACAUGUGUGAGAUUCGGAAAGACUUCACAAUAGAUGCAACAUUCAAAGGAAAUACUUCACGCUUUUUGAACCAUAGCUGUGAUCCCAACUGUGUUUUGGAAAAGUGGCAAGUUGAUGGUGAAACACGUGUGGGUGUAUUUGCUGCUCGUUCCAUAAAAGCUGGAGAGCCGUUAACAUAUGAUUACAGAUUUGUGCAAUUUGGUCCAGAGGUGAAAUGCUACUGUGGCGCAGCAAAUUGUCAAGGCUUUCUAGGGACGAAAAAGAAAAUUGGGAAGCUGGAACUCUGUUGGGGUUCAAAACGUAAGCGAACAUCAAAUGCAAGCAUUACGUUGUAACAGCUGUAUGAUUUGCCAAAAUAUUAAGUGUAGUUAUCGCUGUUGUAAUGCAGACAGUGAAAAUCAGCCAUGAAGGGAUGGAUGAGUGAGUGUAAGAUGUAAUGGGAAUAGAAUAUCUCAAACAUUCUGUUCUAUUGUUGUAGAGGGAAAUGACAAUUUAUUGAUUUAAGAUUGACCGCUUUGUCACCCAAAUUUUCAUCCCAGUAAUACCGGUAUUGAAACAUAAGAUUGAUAUUGCUGCGAUGAUAUACAUUAGUGUUGAAUAA